AUGCCAGAAUCAGACUCUAUCCCCGGCACAAUCCAUCUGGUGGACGUCCAGUGCAAUUUGCGCGUUCGCCAUGCAGGUGGUGGCGAGGACGACAUCGUCUUGGAUCCAGCACCAUCUGAUGAUCCCAACGAUCCUCUCAACUGGAUGCCUCGGCGCAAGCUUCUAUCGCUGGUAUGCCAAAACUUUGCCUAUGUGUCGAGCAAUGUGGAAUGGAUUGCCAAAUGCAUCAUCCAAGGCUUCUUUGUCGCACCCAUUGAAUCCCUCCCCGAGAUAUCUGUCACCGACAUCUACUUCACCCACCAACGCGGCACCUAUAUCGGCAUCUACGCCCUCGCCCUCGCAGGAAGCAACUACUUUGCGCCCGUCAUUAGCGGCUUCAUCGCUGAGUACCAAGGCUGGCAAUGGGUCGUCUACUGGCCCGCCAUUUUCCUCUCCGUUGUCUUUGUGUUCUUGUUCCUCUUCAUGGAAGAGACCAACUACAUCCGCGUCGCGCGCGACAUCAACCGUCCCCAGAUCGAAACCACUCGAGCAAGCGACGAGAAUACUAGCAAGACUGGCGAGAAAGAGGCGGAAGGCGGAAACCAAGAAGUUAAAGAGGCUGAUGAGACGGCCCAAGAGUACGCCAAACCCAAGACAUUUGUGCAGAAGAUGUCCCUUUGGCAUCCAUUUCCCGGUCAGAGCAUGGCACGACAUGCUGGGCGCUCAAUCGAGUACCUUUCGUGGCCCGUCAUCUUCUUCGCUGGCUUCUCCUACGGCUCGUACCUCAUUUGGUUCAACCCAUCCAUGGUCGGCCUCAGCUACCUUUCCUGCUGCAUCGGUACCAUUAUCGCUUUCGCUGUCGCAGGACGUAUGAGCGACUGGCUGACCGUCAAACUUGCGCGUCGCAACAAUGGUAUCAUGGAAGCUGAGCAUCGUCUGUGGCCGCUCGCCAUUUGUGUUGUCGGUGUUCCUGCAUCUCUGAUCCUUUGGGGCGUUGGAGCGCAGCAUGGUGUGCACUGGUUUGGUCUGAUCUUUGCCAUGUGCGCUCUGUCGACCACAAGUGUGAUAGGCUUGAUCAUCAGCAUCAACUACUUGAUUGAUAGCUACUAUGAUAUUAGUGGUGAUGCUAUCACGACCAUUAUUCUGGUUCGAAACACAAUGUCUUUCGCAAUUAGCUAUGGCAUCACACCAUGGAUCACCAACUUGGGUUACCAGAAUUGCUUCGUCUCUGCUGCAUUUGUCGCUUUAGCUGCUUGUUCUGCCGUAUUUGUUAUCAUCAAGUACGGUAAAGCGCUGCGUGUUCGCACUGCAUCGAGGUACCACAAAUUGGUUGCAGAUGACAAGAGAGUCAUGGGCGUGGCUUAG
This is a messenger RNA of Fusarium venenatum, 1344 nucleotides long. The record is from RefSeq and is a predicted model, not a curated record. NCBI's taxonomy places the organism in Eukaryota, Fungi, Ascomycota, Sordariomycetes, Hypocreales, Nectriaceae.